Messenger RNA from Mauremys mutica (yellowpond turtle), 1285 nucleotides. RefSeq names its product maestro heat-like repeat-containing protein family member 7. The coding region runs from base 140 to 1285 and encodes 381 amino acids. NCBI's taxonomy places the organism in Eukaryota, Metazoa, Chordata, Testudines, Geoemydidae. The transcript has 11 exons. Gene Ontology annotation, cellular component: cytoplasm. The record is from RefSeq and is a predicted model, not a curated record.
CCUGGUGCAAAAGGGCCCUGAUCUCAGCUGGCAUCUGUAGGCGCUGGUGGAACAGAAAUAAUUGGGCUGGCCCUGAUGCUGAACGGGGCAGUCACCUCUCGUCACUCACAAGCAAUGCCUUGUCCUGGCUUCUUGCAGGAUGGCUGAAGAAGCCCCCAAGGACCUCUCAAUGCCCAUCGGUGCCUGGGUGGAGACGAAACCUGCCCCAUGGGAGAGUUGGCAAAAGAUCCCACAGCAGAAGCAGGAGCUGUGUGAGCCUCAGCCCUUCCAUGCCAAUUCACCUUCCUAUUGUAAGGCCUGCUUAAGGAGGCUAGACUGGGAGGAGAAAGAGGCCUGGGAGUACAUCGACGCCUUUCUCAAGAGCAAUGAACAGGACGAGGCCAAGAAACUCAAGUUCUUGGAUUCCAUCAGCACCCUCAGCAGCCUGCCUGCUUUUAUGGACAAAGGCCUGCUAGUGGAGAAGAUAAAGGAGCUGAUUGAUCACGAGUCCGUCGACUCCCUGACCGGCGUGAUGCGUCAGCAAGCAAUGCUCGCCAUCAUGAAGCUGAGCAAAAUGAAGCUACCGUGGCUGGUCCUGACACGACCCAGCCUGCUCGCCACCUGCUUCUCCAGCAUCUUCUCCCUGCCUCCAGCACACACCAUGGAGGAGGAGGUGGAGGCUGCUCUCUGCACCAAAACUCUGAAAAUCAUGGAUGAGAUGCUGAAGGCCUUGGUGUGCGAGGAUCAGGAGCCCAACCUUCUGGUGCUGCAAAUCAUCUUGAAGGUCCUGCUCCCCUGGACUACAUCCAAGGAGGUGCAUGAGCGGCUGAGGGCAGUGGGAAGGAUCACCUGGCUUAUGGAAUUCAUGGGGUCUCAGUGCAAAUUCCAGGAAGUGGAGGAGUUCAGCGUCCUGGGCCAGCUGAUGGGGUGUCUCACUCUGUGCUGUGCGGAGCAGGAGCAGGAGAUCUGGCAAUUGGCUGUGGAGGGCCUUCACCACGUCUACUCCUUCAUGCUGCAGCUAAAAUCCAAAAUGCCGGUGAAUCACGGUGCAGAGUAUCGGCAGCUCCUCCACGACAGUCAAACUGAGAGAGCCUUCUGGGUCACCAACAUCAGCAAUAUCACAUCGAUUUUUGGGGAGUACUUCGACACGUCUGAGUGCAUGGACUUCCUCCUCGUUGCUAUCAAGGGCAUGAGAGACUCCAGCAUCCAUGACGCACUGACGGCCAGGAACAUGCUGCAUAUGAUCCUGGAGGUUCCCGGCCUCAGCUUGGGGAGGGUGUCAGAGGCUGUGAAGAGCAUUUCAUAA